This is a messenger RNA of Stereum hirsutum FP-91666 SS1, 267 nucleotides long. RefSeq names its product FKBP-like protein. The record is from RefSeq and is a predicted model, not a curated record. The transcript is spliced from 5 exons. Gene Ontology annotation, molecular function: peptidyl-prolyl cis-trans isomerase activity. Lineage: Eukaryota; Fungi; Basidiomycota; Agaricomycetes; Russulales; Stereaceae. The coding region runs from base 1 to 267 and encodes 88 amino acids.
AUGGGGCGUCUCCCAUCUCGCGCACGCUACCACAGGGUCUUGAUAUACUAUAUCGGCACCUUGUCAAACGGAGUGAAGUUUGACUCCAGUCGAGAUCGUGGAUCCCCAUUCGAGACGGAGAUCGGCGUCGGGAAGGUGAUCAGGGGCUGGGAUGAAGCCGUCCUGACAGUCACCCCAGGCUGUGCAUACGGCUCCCGUGGCGUCCCACCAAUAAUUCCUCCCAAUGCGACGCUUAGAUUCGAGGUCGAGUUACUAGCGAUCAACUAG